GGCAGUGUAUGAGAACAGAGUCAGUUGUGCAUUUCACUGCAUUGAGAGUUUGCAGCCUUUAGUUUGUUUGGUCUGCAUAAUCUCUGACAUCUUUAGUUUAUGCAAACUUUAUGUUCUCUUUUCUGUUUGUGAAUUGAAGUUAUUUCUGUGUUGUCGAGCUGGUGGUUAAAAGUUUCUGGAAUAUAUUUGCUGUUUUCAGAAGAACAAUGAACAGUCUCUUAUUUUUAUUCCUCUUUGGCUUUAUUACUGCACUCACUGCUGCAGAGAUAUGUAAAACAGAACUACUCGAGGGAACGUCCUGCACCAUAAAGCUUCCAACAAAAAACACUGACAAAUCUAAUGAGAUCAAAUGGGUCCAUUUCUCUAGUGAUGACGUAAUUCACAGGAAAAAAGGGAGGAUGAGGAAAACCAUUCCAGGUCUAACAAUGGAAGAAGAUGGAUCAUUAACAUUUGAAAGUGUUAGUCUGAAGAACAGCGGCAGAUAUACAUACUCUGUUUUUAAUGCUGAAGGUACACAGAUUGAUGCUGGAGAAAAGGAAAUUAAAGUUUAUGCAAACGCUCCUAAACCUACUGUGAAGAUCAACAACAAAGAUGGGAUCACUACACUCACCUUUGCAGAGAUAUGUAAAACAGAACUACUCGAGGGAACGUCCUGCACCCUGAAGCUGCCUACAAGAAACAAAGAAAAAUUGAAUGAGAUCAUAUGGGUCCAUCUCUCUAGUGAUGCUGUGAUUCACAGGAAAAGUGGGACGAUGAGGAAAAUCACUCCAGGUCUAACAAUGGAAGAAGAUGGAUCAUUAACAUUUGAAAGUGUUAGUCUGAAGAACAGCGGUAGAUAUACAUACACUGUUUUUAAUGCUGACGGUACACUGACUGAUGCUGGAGAGAAUGAAAUUAAAGUUUAUGCAAAGGCUCCUAAACCUACUGUGAAGAUCAGCAAAAAAGAUGAUGUUGUUACUCUCACCUGUGACUUUGGAGACCGUACAGAUCUGACCUUAUCCUGGUAUAAAGAAGAUAAUAUCAUCCAGAAUGAAAACAACCCAAAACUUCUCUUGACAUCUGCUCAAGUACAGGAGAAUAAACCGUACUCCUGCAGUGUGAGUAAUCCUGUCAGCAAAGAGCAAAGCAACAGGAAAAGAGUAUCAUUUGCAGAGAUAUAUAAAUCAGAUCUACUCGAGGGAACGUCCUGCACCCUUCAGCUGCCAACAAGAAACACUGACAAAUCUAAUGAGAUCAAAUGGAUCCAUCUCUCUAGUGAUGCCGGGAUUCACAGGAAAAAUGGCAAGAUCAGGAAAAACACUCCAGGUCUAACAAUGGAAGAAGAUGGAUCAUUAACAUUUGAAAGUGUUAGUCUGAAGAACAGCGGCAGAUAUAGAUACACUGUUUUUAAUAAUGAAGGUACACAGCUUGAUGCUGGAGAAAAAGAAAUUCAUGUUUAUGCAAACGCUCCUAAACCUACUUUGAAGGUGAACAAAAAAGAUGGGAUCACUACACUCACCUGUGACUUUGGAGACCGUACAGAUCUGACUGUAUCCUGGUAUAAAGAAGACAAUAUCAUCCAGAAUGAAAACAACCCAGAACUGCUCUUGACGUCUGCUCAAGUACAGGAGAAUAAACCGUACUCCUGCAGUGUGAGCAAUCCUGUCAGCAAAGAGCAAAGUGACAGGAGAAGAGCAUCACCCUUAAAGAUGUGCAUACAAGACCUACUAGAGGGAUCGUCCUGCACCAUCCAGCUGCCAACAAGAAACAAAGAAAAACCUAGUGAGAUAAGAUGGACCCAUCUCUCUAGUGGUGACUUCAUUCACAGGAAAAAUGGGACGAUCAGGACAAGCACAACAGGUCUAACAAUGGAAGAAGAUGGAUCAUUAGUAUUUGAAAGUGUUAAUCUGAAGAACAGCGGCAGAUAUACAUACACUGUUUUUAAUGCUGAAGGUACAUUGAUUGAUGCUGGAGAAAAGGAAAUUAACGUUUAUGGUAAGAUUACAAAUAUUUGUACCACCCUAAUUACAUAA
Molecule: messenger RNA, 2012 nt
Organism: Carassius auratus (goldfish)
Lineage: Eukaryota; Metazoa; Chordata; Actinopteri; Cypriniformes; Cyprinidae
Product: hemicentin-1-like
Exons: 8
Coding region: 207-2012 (601 amino acids)
Cellular component (GO): membrane
Source: RefSeq, a predicted model, not a curated record